Molecule: messenger RNA, 935 nt
Organism: Lucilia sericata (common green bottle fly)
Lineage: Eukaryota; Metazoa; Arthropoda; Insecta; Diptera; Calliphoridae
Gene: eIF1
Product: eukaryotic translation initiation factor eIF1
Exons: 3
Coding region: 348-680 (110 amino acids)
Biological process (GO): translational initiation
Cellular component (GO): eukaryotic 43S preinitiation complex
Molecular function (GO): ribosomal small subunit binding; RNA binding; translation initiation factor activity
Source: RefSeq, a predicted model, not a curated record
UUGUCGGCUCAGGGCUUUGAGGAAUUCUCUAUUCUUUCAUCAUACAAUUUCAUUUAACAAUUUCUUCAAAAGUUGCAAACACAUUUUCACGCGCUCGAGUAUUUUUUUCUACUGGAGAUUAUAAAUUCCAAGUCAGAAAAGAAAUUAAAUUUAUAAAUAAAUAAAACAACAAAGAAACAGAGAAAAAACCUUAAAUAUUUUGGGGUUUUUGUGAAAUCUAAAAAAGAAAGCAAACAAAGAAAGAAACAAUAAAGUUUUCGACUACAAAAAGCAGAAAAAAAGAGGAAAUACACACGUCAAGCACGCUUUUUUAUUUUUUGGCUGUUGGUGAUUUUUUUUAAUAUCGUAUGUCCAUCCAGAAUUUAAAUACAUUCGACCCCUUUGCUGAUGCAAUCAAGGGUGCUGAUGAUGAUGUUCAAGACGGACUUGUGCAUAUAAGAAUUCAGCAGCGUAAUGGUCGCAAAACAUUAACUACUGUACAAGGUUUAUCAGCCGAGUAUGACCUGAAAAAAAUUGUGCGAUCAUGUAAAAAGGAAUUUGCAUGCAAUGGCACAGUAAUUGAACAUCCCGAAUACGGAGAAGUUUUGCAACUCCAGGGAGAUCAACGUGAAAACAUUUGCCAAUGGUUGACAAAGGCUGGUUUAGCCAAGCCUGAUCAAUUAAAAGUUCACGGUUUUUAAACCUCCUCAUUACUACUACUACGACAACAACAACAACAAACAAAAACGUAUAAUAAGAACUACAACAACAACAUUUAUAGUAACAUUUGUUUAUUAUUAAAAAAACUAAAGAAGAAUAUAAAGAAGCAGCAGGUUAAAAAAAGGCAAAAGAAAAUACAACCUCAAAUAAAUAAGGACGUUUGUAGUAUUUUAGUUUAAUUUUAUAAAAAGUAAAAAAAAAUAAACUACAAAAUAACAAGAGAUUCAAAACAACAA